This is a messenger RNA of Thalassophryne amazonica, 863 nucleotides long. RefSeq names its product troponin T, slow skeletal muscle-like. Gene Ontology annotation, biological process: slow-twitch skeletal muscle fiber contraction; regulation of muscle contraction; sarcomere organization. Gene Ontology annotation, cellular component: troponin complex. The coding region runs from base 26 to 766 and encodes 246 amino acids. NCBI's taxonomy places the organism in Eukaryota, Metazoa, Chordata, Actinopteri, Batrachoidiformes, Batrachoididae. The transcript is spliced from 14 exons. Gene Ontology annotation, molecular function: tropomyosin binding; troponin T binding. The record is from RefSeq and is a predicted model, not a curated record.
UCCUUUUCAUCUUACCAGCAUCAGCAUGUCUGAUUUAGAAUAUCAAAGGGGGCAUCAUGAGGAUGAAGAGGAGGAACCAGGAGAAGGAGAAGAACGGCCUAAAUACAAGCCGCUGCUAUCUCAGCUCUCUGCCCCCAAAAUCCCCGAAGGCGAGAGGGUUGACUUUGAUGAUAUCCACAGGAAACGGAUGGAAAAAGACCUUUUGGAGCUGCAGACUCUGAUUGAUGUCCACUUUGAGCAGAGAAAGAAAGAGGAAGAGGAGCUGAUUGGACUUAAGGACAGGAUUGAAAGGCGGCGGUCAGAAAGAGCCGAGCAGCAGCGCGUGAGGGCGGAAAAAGAGCGUGACAGACAAACCAGGAUUGCGGAGGAGAGACAGAGGAAAGAGGAUGAGGAGGCAAAGAAGAGGGCAGAUGAUGAGGCCAAGAAGAAGAAAGUUCUCUCGAACAUGGGGGCUCACUUUGGAGGAUUCCUGGCCAAGGUAGAGCAGAGGCGAGGCAAACGACAAACUGGGAGGGAGAUAAAGAAGACGACUCUGGCAGAGAGACGCAAACCACUGGCUAUUGAUAACCUGAGAGAGGACGGCCUGAGAGAGAAAGCCAAGGAGAUGUGGGAAUGGAUCUACCAGCUGGAGUCCGAGAAAUUUGACCUAACUGAGAAGAUGAAGAGGCAGAAAUAUGAGAUUAAUGUCCUACUGAACAGAAUCCAACAUGCCCAAAAAUUCAAAAAGGUUCAUGGUAAGGGCAAAGUUGGCGGACGUUGGAAGUGAACCCUCACACACAGGAGGAUCUUUCUGCUUGACAUUUAUUCAAAUAACUUCACAAAAGUAAAUGAUCAAACAUGUGCAAUAAAAUUCUAAUGAGAAA